AUUUCCACAGUACCUACAACAUCAGUCUCUAUAAAAACACCCCUUAAAUCCACCGACGUUAGAGACAGACAACAUCUCUUGGUCUUCACUCCGCCGCUUACAUCUUCCGAUCUCCGGUGGCUCUGCUCAUAUUCCUCGUGAGCGUUCCGUCGAUAUGAUGAUGAUGUCUUCGCUCGGUGGUGGCGGUGGUGGUGGAGGAGGAGGUGGUGGAGUUGGUGGCGGCGGCGGAGGGAGGUUUAUGACGUAUUCGUCGUCUCUUUCGGUGCCUCCUUCUGCUCCUCAGUCGCCAAACUUCUCCGGUGGUCUCCGAUCACAGUCUUCUGUCUUCGUUGAGCAGGAGAAUCUAACUGGUGCGUCUUACUCUUUUGGAAAAAUGACAUUUUUUGGAACAGAGAUUUUGCGUGUAACCACACUUUUGGAGAAUGCCACAGUUUUAAGCCAGAGUGGGCUUGACCACACGAGCCCUCUGUCUUCAGGAGGGAUAUUUCAGAAUGCAAGAGCUGACCUGAGCGGAUGGGCCUCACAGUUUCCAUCAGAAAGAUCUGUUCCAUCAUCUCCGGGACCAAACUGGCUCAACUCACCUGGUAGCCCGUCCGGUCUGAUCGCCAAGAGAACAAUCAGGGUCGAUAUUCCAGUCGACGAUUACCCAAAUUACAAUUUUGUUGGUCGCCUCCUGGGCCCUAGAGGGAACUCCUUGAAGCGAGUUGAAGCAAGUACUGAUUGCCGUGUUCUUAUCAGAGGAAGAGGCAGUAUAAAAGAUCGAAUUAAGGAGGAAAUGAUGAGAGGAAAACCAGGAUUUGAGCACUUAAUUGAGCCACUUCAUAUCUUAGUCGAAGCAGAGUUACCGAUUGAAAUAGUCGACGCACGUCUCAUGCAAGCUCGCGAAAUUCUCGACGAUCUUCUUACUCCUAUGGAGGAAACUCAUGAUUUCUACAAGAAACAGCAGCUGCGUGAGCUCGCAUUGCUCAAUGGAACUCUUCGUGAUGAAGGAUCUCCAAUGUCCGGUUCAGUUUCUCCUUACGAUAGCCUCGGUAUGAAGAGAGCCAAAACAAGAGAAGGGUAAAAGAAAGUCAAAAAUGUCUCAAAUCAAAACUUUCGUUGUUGGUCUCUUCACCAUCUUAAAGGAAUAUGGAACGGAUCCAAGUCGACACAAGAAGGCCAUACCAGUCUUGAGUACACGUACGGUAUACUGUUCUCUUGCCCCUGGAAUAGAAUCGUUGUAUAUAUGAUUAUGAAUGCGUUUGUUUAUUUAUCAUUUGUCCCGGAGAGACGCAAAGAUGACAACAUUUGAAGGAAAUACAAGGCGUCAUGAGUCUCUCUGUCUCUCUCCGUGACUUUGGGCUUGCUUUUAUUUUGUUUUUCUCUUUAGGGAAGUUGUUGGGUUCCCAUUUCCAAGGUGAUUUUGUAAGCUUUUAGAGCAAAAAUAAAUAUAAACAUAAGAGUCAUGAUGGUAUGUGUUUUGUAAUGAUAAUAUGUUUUUGGAAUACAUAAACGUCAAAGUAAAGUUUGUUUUGUUCUCGAGUAUUUUUCACCUG
This is a messenger RNA of Thlaspi arvense, 1535 nucleotides long. The record is from the annotation of a GenBank genome assembly. NCBI's taxonomy places the organism in Eukaryota, Viridiplantae, Streptophyta, Magnoliopsida, Brassicales, Brassicaceae.